Messenger RNA from Ceratotherium simum simum (southern white rhinoceros), 2075 nucleotides. RefSeq names its product tripartite motif-containing protein 5-like. Gene Ontology annotation, molecular function: protein binding; zinc ion binding. The record is from RefSeq and is a predicted model, not a curated record. NCBI's taxonomy places the organism in Eukaryota, Metazoa, Chordata, Mammalia, Perissodactyla, Rhinocerotidae.
CUUUCUUACUCUGUCCCCUUUUACUUUCCCAAUCAUGCAGGGAUCUGUGAACAAGAGGAGCUUCAGAAGUCAAGACAGGUAGGAUACAGGAGCAGCUGCGAUGGCUUCAGGAAUCCUGGUGGACAUAAAGGAGGAGGUGACAUGCCCCAUCUGCCUGGAGCUCCUGACAGAACCCCUGAGUCUAGACUGUGGCCACAGCUUCUGCCAGGUCUGCAUCACGACAAACAACAAGGAGUCCAUGAUCAGCCAAGAAGGAGAGAGCAGCUGUCCUGUGUGCCGAAUCACUUACCAGCCUAGGAACCUGCGACCUAAUCGUCACGUGGCCAACAUAGUGAAGAGGCUCAGGGAGGUCAAGUUGAGCCAAGAGGAGGAUCAGAAGAGAGAUCUCUGUGUGUGCCAUGAAGAGAAACUCCUGCUCUUCUGUAAGGAGGAUGGGAAGGUCAUUUGCUGGCUGUGUGAGCGGGCUCAGGAGCACCGUGGUCACCACACAUUGCUCAUGAAGGAGGUUGCCCAGGAAUAUCAGGAAAAGCUCCAGGCAACUCUAGAGAGGCUGAGGAAGGACCAGCAGGAAGCUGAGGAGUUGGAAGCUGACAUCAGAGAAGAGAUAACUUCCUGGAAGAAUCAAAUACAAAAUGAGACCAAACGUGUCCAGGCGGAGUUCAAUCAAAUGAGAAGUAUGCUGGACUGUGAGGAGCAUGAGGAGCUGCUAAAGCUGAAGAAUGAGGAGGGAGAUAUUCUACACAACCUGGCCGAGUCAGAGAAUGAGUUGGUCCAGCAGAGCCAGUUGGUGAGAGCUGUCCUCUCAGAUGUGGAGCAUCGGUUGCAGGGGUCAACAAUGGAGAUGCUGCAGGAUGUGAAUGGCAUCAUGGAAAGGAGUGAGACCUUGACUCUGAAGAAGCCAAAAACUAUUCCCAUGGAACAAAGGAGAGUGUUCAGAGCUCCUGAUCUGAGAGGGAUAUUGCGAAUGUUUACUGAGUUCACAGAUGUGCAACGAUACUGGGUUCACAUGACACUGGAUCCUCCCAAGGAUAAAUCAGAUGUUUUCAUUUCUGCAGAUCGGAGACAAGUGAGAUAUGAGUUCUCUCGGAAAUUCAAUACAAAUAUAUAUCGCAAUGGGGAUUAUGAUGAUUAUGGUGUCCUGGGGUCCCCGGUUAUCAGAUCAGGGAAACAUUACUGGGAGGUAGAUGUGUCAGGGAAACAUACCUGGAUCCUGGGGGUAUAUAGUGGAAAGUGCCCUGAAAUCAACAUGAAGGCUUUUUUUAGACAAGGUGAAAAUUAUCAACAUGUUUACUCUAGAUAUCAACCUAGAAAUGGCUACUGGGUGAUAGGGUUACAGAAUCACUUUGAAUAUAAUGCUUUUGAGAAGUCUUCCUCCUCAGAUCCCUUGAUCUUGACCCUUUACCUGACUGUUCGUCCCCUUCGUAUUGGGAUUUUCCUAGACUAUGAGGCUGGCACUGUCUCAUUUUUCAAUGUCACAUACCAUGGGUUUCUCAUCUAUAAAUUCUCUUCAUGUCACUUUUCUCGGGAUAUUUUUCCAUAUUUCAAUCCUAUGAAAUGUUCUGCCCCCAUAACUCUGUGCUCUCCAAGUUCUUGAACAUUCUUAUACCCUCACUCACUUUUGAGUGCCUUUUACCUUGGGUGCAUCUGACACAGCUUAUUUGCACCAUUCUCACCAUCUUUUCCUCACUGCCUCCCUUUUUUCCAGUUGAACAUUCUUCAUUCACCAAUAGGUUGUACAACUUGCCUUGUGUCAUAUUUUUCCCAAUAUCAUGUUUGUAUUAGGAGAGAAUCUUUAUUCAUCAUGUUUCAUACUCUCAAGGAAAAAUUACUGAUGCCUCAUGAAGAAAGAUCAGUAUUGAGGUAACACCUCUGCCAAAUUUUUACAACCCCAUUUCCUCUGCCACUGAUGGAGAAGAUGAAGGAAAGCUUUUCAACAACUUUUGUAUAUUAUCAAAGACCUUGUAUAGAAGUUAUCCAUGAAAGAAUGAGUCCUUAGUGGUGUGUUGGUUCACCCAUGGUGUCCCUUAUUCAUCAAGGGGUUAAGGAGAAAAUAUCAUAAAUCAUAUGUACUAAGA